Molecule: messenger RNA, 666 nt
Organism: Ostreococcus tauri
Lineage: Eukaryota; Viridiplantae; Chlorophyta; Mamiellophyceae; Mamiellales; Bathycoccaceae
Product: Transmembrane adaptor Erv26
Exons: 2
Coding region: 1-666 (221 amino acids)
Biological process (GO): endoplasmic reticulum to Golgi vesicle-mediated transport
Cellular component (GO): Golgi membrane; endoplasmic reticulum membrane; COPII-coated ER to Golgi transport vesicle
Molecular function (GO): COPII receptor activity
Source: RefSeq, a predicted model, not a curated record
AUGGAGUUCGUGAGCGAUGCGUUGGUGUACAUCGGCGGGUACCUGUUCUUGGUGUUCGUCGCGGUGUGCCUGGCGACCGGUUUGUACUACCUGGCGGAGAUGGUGGAGGAGUACACGCGGUUGACGAAGCGGGUGCUGGAUUACUCGAUCAAGGCGUCGUACGGCUUGCACGCGUUGUUGCUCGUAUUCGAUCGAUUGCCGUUUUUUACGCUGGCGAUCUCGGCGGGGUCGCAGUUCGCGUACUCGAGGAUGCUCAGGCGGUUUCCGUUCAUAGAUUUCACGAGCGUGGAGUUCUUGGGGUCGCUCGCGGCGCUCGCGGCGUCGCACUGGGUGUGGGUGCGACACUUUCACGGAACGUACCACAGCACAGAAUACGUGCUCGGGUUCUUCUUUAUGAUCGUGUGGUUCGUGCCGUUUGGAUUCUUCAUUAGCAUCGCCGCCAACGAGAGCGUGUUGCCGGGAGGGGCCACCGUUCCGGGAGCGCCGCAAGGUGGGAAUCUUGGCGGGUACGACCCGAAUCGAGGCGGAGGGAAGAAGACUCGAAACGCGCUCCUGAUGCUGCUAGACACGCUCAAGAUGUACUGGGCGAGGUUCACAGAAAAAAUCAUGCCCAAGGGUGGGAUUCCUGGGACGUACAGAGACCCGGGACACAUGAAGGGAUGGUGA